Molecule: messenger RNA, 1265 nt
Organism: Aspergillus heteromorphus CBS 117.55
Lineage: Eukaryota; Fungi; Ascomycota; Eurotiomycetes; Eurotiales; Aspergillaceae
Product: putative GPI anchored cell wall protein (Dan4)
Exons: 2
Coding region: 211-1074 (287 amino acids)
Source: RefSeq, a predicted model, not a curated record
AGACUCGCAUCAUAGUCAUCUGCUGAAGACACUGCCUCCUCGCUUCAGUCGCACCUUUAUCUGCUCCAGUUCCCUCCUCUCUCGCCAUCGGACUCGACUCGCCUGAUCGUGAUCGUGAUCAAGAUCAGCCUGUACAACCCCAAUACCUCCCUCCCUCCACCUCCUUUUCCACCCACUCAAUCAAUCUCCCUCCCCCCAUCGAUCUCCGCCAUGGCGUUCACCACUCGCCUGUUCCACCUCCUGUGCCUGUGCCUGAUCGCCUCGUCGGCCAUUGCCGCGCCGGCCGUCGAUCAGUCCGACUCGACCAGCGCGGUCGCCAGCUCGUCCGGCUACUUCAGCAUCGAGGAAAGCCCGCUGCACAAGGUGCUGCAUCUGUUUGGGAAGUUCCGCGAUGGGGUGUUCCGGUCGGACGACGAGGCGGUCGAGGCGCUCCAGGGGGAGGAGGAGCUGGCCCAUUUCAACCUCGUCAAGCGCGAGGGCGUGAGCAACUCGACGGCGGCGGCGCAGACCACAGCCCAGGCGACGCAGCCCGCGACCACUUCGGUCGAGAGCGCUGCGGCCCCGACCACCACCACCGCCGCCGCCGCCCACACGACUGCUCACACCACCGCCGUGCAGACCACGUCCAGCUCUAGCAGCAGUGAGUCGAGCUCUAGUAGCACUAGCACGACCAGCAUCCCCACCGUCUCUGCAAGCACCACAUCCUCCACAUCCUCCACCACCUCGACCACCUCCACCACCUCGACAUCAUCGAAAUCAACAUCCUCCACCCUCUCAACCACCACCUCCACCACCUCCGACAAAUCCACCAGCACCACCAGCUCAACCACCUCUCAGCCCACAACCCCCUACACCUCCACCUACAAGAUCACCACCACCCUCCCCGACGGCCAGCAGAGCACCGUCACCGCCGUGACAGUCGUGCACCCCACCGAGACAGCCAAGGAGGUCGCCACGGGCACCAAGGCCUCUCCAGGCCUGCAGACCGACUCGGCCGCAUCCCACAGCAACGGUCUCGCCCGCGAGUGGUUGCUCAUGAUGGGCGGGGCGGCUGCUGUUGCGAUGGCGCUGUAAUCCCACCACCAAUUAACCAAUCGACUCCCCGGCUGCUGUCACUUGACCCCAGUCCCUCGAUUGAAUUAAAUUGGACUGCAUACCCGGCGUUCAUCGAUACAUCUCUUCUUUAUUUCGAUUUCAAAACUGGUUUGCUUGUUUUUGUUUUUUUUUCUUCUUUAACUUAAUGAUGAUACCUCACUACGAUCCUU